CCCUCAGCUGGCUUGGAAGCUGUUAUUGUUGAUGCAAAAAGGUUAGUGGAACAGCUGGUUGCUCUCUGGCGUCAGGCCACCAGGAUGGAAGAACUGCAGUCCCACCCCAGCGUGGCUUUCCUAAAUGUGGCUCCAAACUAUGUCCCCCACACCAAGGUGGAAUGUCACUACAACCUUCCCCCGGGUAUGAAACCUUCGGCUAGAGACUGGAUCGGGAUCUUCAAGGUGGAAGCCUCUUCAGUCCGUGACUACUACACCUUUGUGUGGUGCACCCUGCCAGAUGGGGGAUCUUCUGGGGGAGCCCUUCUUCACUGCAGUGUCCAGUUCCAAGCUAGCUACCUGCCGAAGCCAGGCCCCCAGCAAUACCAGUUCCGCUAUGUGGAUCGCCAUGGUGAAGUUCGUGGUCAAAGCUCCCCUUUCCAGUUCAGUGAGCCACGGCCUAUGGAUGAGCUUGUCACCCUGGAGGAGGCGAGCGAUGAUGGUGGGGGCACAGACAUGCUCUUGGUGAUCCCCAAGGCCACUCUGCUAGAGACUCAGCUGGAGGCGAGCCGGCAGGAGCAAGGAGCCCUGCUGAGGGAGUCGUGCCGCCUGAAGGACGAGGUCCAGGAACUGAGAAGCCGUGUGGAGGAGCUUGAAGCCGUCCUCAGUUCACUGCGUGACGAACACACCAAGCUGGCCAGACAGUACAAGGAAUUAUCAAAUUCUUAUGAGGAAGUGUCCAAGCAGAAAGAGACCCUGAGCCUUCGAGAAACUGAGCACUUGGCCCGGAUCCGAGAACUAGAGGGCGAUAUCCAGGCAAUGGGUGAGAAGAUGCUGCAGAGGGAGACGGAACUUGACAGGGUGAAGGACACCAUCAAGUCUCUUCUGCAUGAACAAGAACAGAUUCACAAUCAGCUCAAAAAGGAAAAUGCUGAGAAGGAGCAGUACCAGGUGAAGCUGCAGGCCUCGGAGGAGGAGAGCCGCAGCUUGGCUUCUGACCUGCUGGAAGCCACGACCCUUCAUGGCGAGAGGGUCUCGCAGACUCUGCUGCUGAAGGAGGACAUCAACAAGUUGCAGCAGAAGCUAGCCGCUGCUAAUCGUCGCACUGUGCAGGUCUCUGAGAGCCACCGGGAGUUACGUGAGCUGCGGGCUGCUCUGCAGGUUGCCCAGAAGGAGAAGGAGCAUCUGCAGGCCGAAAAGCAGGAGUUGCUGACGUACAUAAGGCGUCUGGAGAAGGUAGGUGAUGAGAAAUGGAGUGAGUCGGUUCUAGAUGAUGAAGAGGACAUGGCACAGAAUGCUCGUGGCUCCCUGGACUCUCCACUCUCCGACUCUGAGGAUGAGUGCCCCGAGGACAUGCGCCUGCCUGCCCAGCUUGGCUCCUACAGCCUGUGUGACCGCCGAGCAGCUACUACCACACCGCCCUGUGCCCGCGAGCAGGCUCAUGCUGUGGUGAUCAGCCAACCUGCACCCAUUGCAGGUCAGAUCAAACAACCACCUGAGGACUCCAGUUCUGACUCGGAGGCAGAGGACGAGAAGGCUGUCCUGAUGGCAGCUGUGCAGAGCGGUGGCGAGGAAGCCAGUCUGCUCCUCCCAGAGCUGGGCAAUGGCUUCUACGAGGUGGCCAGUGGACUGACAGCGCGACAGAUGUCGGAAUCGGGGCCCUGCGGGAUGGGUGCAUCCCCCCUGGACCUGCCCUCGCCAUCUCUCUGGAAGGAGUGCCCCAUCUGCCACGAGCGCUUUCCACCCGAGAGUGACAAGGAAACCCUGGAUACGCAUGUUGACGGGCACUUCUUUUUUAACACUCAUGACCCCUUCCCCUUUGAGUGACUCCAUUUCCUCCCCCAUCCUGUUGUGUCCCCAUUGGCUUCCCCUCACCCUCUUCAAUGGGACCCAGGCUGUGUAUCUUCUCCCUUCCAUGGAGAGUCUUGUGAGAUGGAUACUGUGCCCCCGCUGAGCGGCAUCAGGUGCCAAGGGACAAGAAAGGAAGGGUGUCUUCUUCCUGGGGCUUUCUCCAAAGCAGUGUGGUCAGCCAGCUUGCACUGGGAGGCACAAAGUAAGUUACCGCAUGCACACACACACACACACACAGUCUCUCUCUAAAACAAAAUUGGGCAGAGAGCUCAGAAUUUUACUUGUAGGCUUCCUUUAACUUCUUGUACCUGUUUUAGGGAGUGCCUCUACACGGAGGACCUGUUCACACCAUUGGUUACCCUGCGACGUCAUGAGUUUGAAAAAGAGCUGGCAGUCCUGGGCAAGACCAAUGGGUUCUUGACUCUCCACUCAUUCAUCCUGGAGUAAGCUUUUAUAUAACGGUCAUGCAAACAGCAGCUACUUUUAUGGGUGAAGUUUACAGUUCAGUGGAGAAACACCGUGGCCCCAUCCAAGAGGGUGUAACUGAAAACACUCUGGGGUUCCACGUAUAUAGGAGUUUUAAACUUGAGAUAACUACAUCUUUGCACUGCCGUACUACAUACACUUGACUAACCAUUUCGUAGAAACGUGAUCAUCUUAUCAUCCUACAUAGCUUGCAUGGGGUUAGAGGAGAACGCCAAGAUUAACACAAGCAUCAAAUUACCAAUGGCCAUAUUUCAGUGCACAGGUAGUACAUAGCCUCAUGUGCGCCCACACAGAAACUUAUUUUGCAUUUCUCACUUGUAGACUUUUAAGAUACUCACACAUUUUACUGUUCCAGUGUAGAAUCACAACUCAAUCACAUUUAAAUCCAAGCAUUUAAGAAUUUGCAUUGAGAAGGAGGGUUAAACAGACAUUACCCUCAGUCCUUCUUGUGCUUCAGUCUACUCUUAGUAGAAGCCAUGACAAAGGGUGUCAUAGAAGAGGUGUAGAAAUGCGGUCAGGGAUGGCUUAAGGAGAUGGGGAAGAAGUACUUGAGGAGAGAGAGCCAAGGACAGGAGGGUCACCAGAUCUCACACUAUUGAAGUGCCACAUCAGCUGGGUCUCCCAUCUUUUUCCCUGGGGUUUUCCCACACAGAGCAAGCGUGCAUUGUUUCCUGUUGCUUCUGUGGCUGCCAAGACAGUGCAGAGGCAACAGGACUUCCACAGGGCAGGUUUCCCCAGAGUCUUCCUUCUCAGGUAUCCCAGCAGCGGCCAUCCCACCUCCCCCAGGUCAUCUUGGCUUUAUCAGUAUUUUCUUAAUCUGUGCAUGAAUAUUGUUAUAUCAGGUUCUCUUAACUCCCAGAUGUCAUUUUUCUUAAAAGUCUCGAGCCCCUUUCAUUGUAGAUAUAGAGCGUUUCCCUUUCCACCCCUGCAAUGAAAAGUGCUACUUUUCUUUUUUUUUUAAAACGAAGUUGGCAAUUCAUGAAACCUGUUGCACAUCUUAUACCAUCGUAUUGAUAUUACAAUAUUCAGUCGCUGGUUUAAAAGGCAAAGAACCACACACACACACACACCGGAGGCAGGAAGGAGAAACAGGUGCUGUGGGGAAGAUGACUGCUACGAGGACAAGAUGAGGGAAAUUGGACAUGGCCAGCCGUCCAGGCUUUAGUGCGAUGUGUCCUGAAACUUUGCAGCAAAGCAGGUUUGGGAAAGAUUGGGGGAAAGCCAGGGAAACCCUGGGAGGUGCAGAAAUAUACAACAUGCUAUGGAGAAGCAAGUAAAAAACCUGCCUCCCACCGGCAUAGGACCUGGGGCAAAUAACCUGUGUGGAAAUGGUCCCAGUUGGAAAACUACAGAGUAACUGCCAGCCCAUGAUCUCAUAUUCACGGUCACGUUGACUAGAAAACCCCAUUUCCCAGGUUCACUGAAAGGGUAGGAAAAUUCAUCCUUUAGCUGUAUCGAUGGUGAAUUUAAAAAGGGCAAAGGUGUGUUAACAAUUGAAUGGUGCGUAUGAAAUGAGAGCGGCCACGGAGGCAAGCAACAAGCACGCCCAGAUCGCUAAAGUUUUCCAUCGCCUUGGCACAGAUUUUAAGCUGCUUGCUUGCUGACCCUGAAAGGGGGGAGAUGGGAUAUGCCCUCACAAGGAGGGCACUCAGAACUAAGUAGGUUGAAUGCGCCCCUCCCUGCCUGAAAUGCUCCCUACAUGUUCAUGGCUAGGAUGUCAAGAAGAGUCUCAGGCACCCGGGCGAGCCCAGUCUCAUCAGAUCUCAGAAGCUAAACAGGGCCGACCCUGGCAAGUACUUGGA
Gekko japonicus is the source of this 4118-nucleotide messenger RNA. It is a transcript of the gene CALCOCO1, whose product is annotated as calcium binding and coiled-coil domain 1. The record is from RefSeq and is a predicted model, not a curated record. NCBI's taxonomy places the organism in Eukaryota, Metazoa, Chordata, Lepidosauria, Squamata, Gekkonidae.